UCGGUGAUUGUGUAUUUUUUGUGUUGUUUGUGUGAAAGACGAAAAAAAACUUCAGUGGUGACAAACCUGUGAUGUGCUUUGGGACGAAGCAACAACUAGCACGAAAAGCUCUUCGUUUUGUUUGAUGGUGUGGAAAAAUGGUAGUCAUAAAUCAACAGAGGAAAUUCAACGUUUCUUCUCAGAGGAAGGAAAAAAAGUAAAGAUUCCAGUCUAAUAAACAGUAAAUCAAAGAUGAGAUGGCGAGUCGCGGGUGGCGUGGGCGCGCCGCUCGCCGCUGCCAUCUUCUUCAUGCUGCCUCUCAUCACAUCGUCCACUGGAGAUAUCAGACACCACGGCACAUCACGGUCACGCGGCUGGCGAGCGCAACCUUCGUCAGAUGUGACGGCAAAUAACUCAGUAAGCAAUGUCACUGCGCAACUUGGUGGCACAGCUUACUUGCAUUGUCUCGUCGGUCAUUUGAACGAACGAGGGCAAGUGUCGUGGAUUAGGAAACGCGACUGGCACAUUCUAAGUUCCGGUAAAUUUACAUACACGAACGACGAACGAUUCCAGGUCCUACACGGCGAGGGCUCUGAGGAUUGGACUUUGCAGAUUAAAUUUGUGCAGAAAAGAGACAAUGGCACAUACGAGUGUCAGGUAUCAACUCGCACUGGUAUUGUGUCACAUUACGUACGACUACAAAUCGUGGUGCCCGAAGCUUUCAUUCUGGGAUCCGGAGAGCACCACGUCGACCUCGGCAGCGUUAUACAUCUCAUCUGUAUUGUUGAGAAAAGUCCAACGCCACCGCAAUACGUAUUUUGGUACCACAACGACCGCAUGAUAAACUACGAUGCGACGCGUGGCGGCAUUACGGUGGAAACGGAGCCGGGUGCGCGUACACAGUCGCGGCUCACAGUACGAGGCGCUACAUUGAAAGACUCCGGCAAUUACACGUGCAGCGCUAGCAACACCGAACCCGCCUCAAUACACGUGUUCGUCUCUGAAGGCAGCAACAAGAUGGCGGCGAUCCUGCGUCGCAACACAAGCGCGAUACACGGCAUCACGUCGAGCGUCACCUGUCUAUUGCUGCUGUCCUCAGUGAUGGUUCACUUCGGCCUACGAUGACGGUGAUAUUAAGAUCACGGUAGUUAAGCAUUUGGUACUGUAUAUAAGUUUAUCGCUGUCUUUCGCAAGUUAUCGUGUUGAAUAGUCAGAAACAAAACUUACCACCUCGAUGUCAUGUUCAUGAAUGCUCUUCAGCGAUGCUCCUUCAAUUUUUUUUGCAGUAUAAGGUGGCAAACUGACAAAGCAAAGCGGUUGCAACCAUUCAGUAACGAUUUUAGCUCUACUAGCGCCAUGGACAAGACACCCUUUUUUACCAUGUCUUGGGAGGCAGGUUAAUAGGGUUAUGUAUGCGAAGAUAUUAUGUCCAGCGCCCUGGGCGUUCACCCAACCACGCCCUACCCUAACGCCGGCCCUGUAAUAUAGACUGAGGAACCCUACAUACCUAAAGAGGGUAUUCAGGAGGUUUAUCAAAGCUGAUCCUAAAAAUUUGUAGCGGUUCCGACACUGAUAGGCGACUAUGCCAACUACCUCCCACCACAACCCAGCGCCUCAAAAACAGGCGAGAUUUUUCAAAGCGUCUUUGUGCGAGAACAUUAAAAUUGAUUUUAUUUAAGUAACUGUAAGAAUUAAAAGUGAUAUACGUAUAACCGUACAAAUUUAUAAUAGUAGGAAUGGCAAGGAUUUAUAAACUUGAUUAUACAGUACCAAAGACAAUAUUUACAUACCAUUUCAUUCUAGUCGAGUUAUAAGCUUCGUAAGUUGGUUCGUAAUUAAUAUAGAGUAAAUUAAUAAUUGUGGUGUCUAUUCUUAAUCUCUUGUCAUUUUUUAAAUUUUGAAACUGGUUUAUAGAUCUUUUUUUUUGAGAACACCAAAACUGUGAAACAGGGUGUGCUUUUUUGGUAAUGAUAUUAAAGCCCAUUUGUUGAAAAUUUACCUUUGUUUUUUUACUGCCCAAAAAGCUACACAGUCAUAAU
Papilio xuthus (Asian swallowtail) is the source of this 2018-nucleotide messenger RNA. RefSeq names its product hemicentin-2. Bases 232 to 1104 code for a protein of 290 amino acids. The transcript has 11 exons. Gene Ontology annotation, cellular component: neuron projection membrane. Gene Ontology annotation, biological process: synapse organization. Lineage: Eukaryota; Metazoa; Arthropoda; Insecta; Lepidoptera; Papilionidae. The record is from RefSeq and is a predicted model, not a curated record.